AUGUCCUGGCAAUUUCGACUCGGUUCGCGCGCCCGGGCAGCCCCGUUGCGGGCGUCGGUGACCCGGCCGAAUGCACCCACCAUGACUCAAACCACCGUUUCCUACGGCACCCGGACUCUCUCAGUCAAGUCUGGCAAAUGCCUUAACCUCGACAACAUUAAUCCUCACAUCCGGGAGGCCAAGUACGCCGUGCGUGGUGAAUUGGCCGUCAAGGCGGAGUCAUACCGGUCUCGCCUGGCCGAAGGCGACAAGUCCCUCCCGUUCGAGAGCGUCAUCUUCGCCAACAUCGGAAACCCACAGCAACUCGACCAGAAGCCCAUCACCUUCUUCCGACAGGUCCUCAGUCUCGUCGAGAACCCCCUGUUGCUGGAGAACCCCGAAGCCCUCAAGACGUCCUUCGGAUACAAGCAAGACGUCAUUGACCGCGCCCAGACCUUGCUGGCCAAUGUGCAGAGCGUCGGUGCCUACAGUCACAGUCAGGGUGCACCGGGCAUCCGCAACAGUGUCGCCCAGUUCAUUGAGGACCGUGAUGGCUUCCCCGCCAACCCUCAGGACCUCUUCCUAACUGCCGGUGCCUCGUCUGGUGUCAGCACUCUGUUGAACGUUAUUUGCGAUAAGCCCAGCGCCGGUGUUCUAGUUCCCAUUCCCCAGUACCCUCUUUAUACCGCCACUCUGUCCCUCCUGAAUGCGCGAUGCGUUCCCUACCUCCUGGACGAGCAGAACGCCUGGGGCACUGAUAUCAAUGUGAUUGAAAAGUCCAUCGCGGACGCCAAGGCUGCCGGCACUGACGUGCGCUCCGUUGUCGUGAUUAACCCCGGUAACCCCACCGGUGCCUCGUUGAGCCCCGAGGACAUCAAGAAGGUCAUUGAUAUUGCCGCCACCGAGAAGCUGGUCAUUAUUGCCGACGAGGUCUACCAGACCAACGUCUUCACCGGCGAGUUCACCUCGUUCAAGAAGCGCCUCCGUCAGCUCCAGCAGGAGCAGCCUGGCAAGUACGAUGACGUCGAGUUGGUUUCCCUGCACAGUACCUCCAAGGGUAUGGUUGGCGAGUGCGGUCACCGUGGUGGUUACUUCGAGCUGGUCGGCUUCGACCCUAAGGUCCAGGAGCAGAUCUACAAGCUCGUCAGUAUCGGCCUGUGCCCGCCGGUCGUGGCGCAGUGCCUGCUCGAGACUAUGGUCAACCCUCCCCGCCAGGGCGAGCCUAGCUACGAGCUUUACCAGAAGGAGUACAACGGUAUCCGUGACGGUCUGCACAAGCGUGCCCUCGCUCUGUUCAAUGCCUUCCAGCGCAUGGAGGGUGUCGAGUGCCAGGAGCCCCAGGGUGCCAUGUACCUCUUCCCCACCAUCAACCUCCCCGCUAAGGCCGUCGAUGCCGCGAAGGCUGAGGGCCGCGCCGCCGAUGAGUUCUACGCCCUCGCCAUGCUCGACGCCACUGGUGUCUGCGUUGUUCCUGGCUCCGGUUUCGGUCAGAAGGAGAACACCCUGCACUUCCGCACCACCUUCCUCGCUCCCGGUACCGACUGGGUUGAGCGCAUCGUGAAGUUCCACUCCGAGUUCAUGAACAAGUACCGCUAA
Penicillium argentinense is the source of this 1575-nucleotide messenger RNA. RefSeq names its product putative alanine aminotransferase. Gene Ontology annotation, biological process: biosynthetic process. Gene Ontology annotation, molecular function: L-alanine:2-oxoglutarate transaminase activity; pyridoxal phosphate binding. The record is from RefSeq and is a predicted model, not a curated record. NCBI's taxonomy places the organism in Eukaryota, Fungi, Ascomycota, Eurotiomycetes, Eurotiales, Aspergillaceae. The transcript has 3 exons. Bases 1 to 1575 code for a protein of 524 amino acids.